AUGGAAGAAGGUUGCAGCACAUUGGUACGGAGUCUCGAGCAGAAGUACCUGGAUGAUGACGAUGACAUUGUCCAGGACAUCUUAUUUACUGGAUUUACUGGAUGCUCCCCAUGCAAAAUGGCUAGUCAACGGGCUCUGGAGCUACUGGUGUUGAACAAUAUGAAUAUCGGAACGAUCGGAGAUACUGACAAGUUUGCCACAUUGGCUUCCCAUGUUUCUGAGGCAGAUCUCGGAUGGAAUCAAAUCUCCCAGUGGUCCGAUGUCGCUUGCAUCUUGAAAAAUUUGCCACAUCUCCGCGUUUUGAACAUCGGUCACAACCCUUUGAAUCCCGUGAUUGACCAUGAACUGCCAGUUUCUACACUGCACACCAUUAUUCUUAACGGCACCCAUCUCCCAUUCAAAACCCUUCAAUCUGUUCUCUCCGUUCUACCAAAAGUCAAUGAACUCCACAUGUCAGACAACAAAUUUAAAGAAGAUGAUGACUGCGAUGAACCCAUCAGCACCACAGUCCGAACGAUUCAUUUAAACAGAUGCGGAUUCCAGGAAUGGUCGUCUGUUAUGAAUGUUGUCAAGCGAUUUCCAAAUGUAUGCUCAGUUUUUGUUUGCGAAAAUCCUCUAAAAGAUGUCACCCAUUGCAAACAAUUUGAGCAACUCCCAUUUUGGAAUUUUCUCAACCUGGCAAAGACUUCAAUUGAUUCUUGGAUAAGUUUGGACAACUUGAGCAAAAUGACCUCUAUCACUGAUCUCCGUAUACCCAACAUUCCAUUGUUAGACCCUCUGACCAACGAAGAGAGGUUACACCUUAUCAUCGGACGCAUUCAUCACUUGCGCGUGCUCAACGGCUCGAAAAUAACAAAUGAGCAGAGAGAGCAAUCUGAACGGUUCUUCAUACGCUAUUAUCAGGAGCAAAAGGAGAAACCGGUACAGUACAAAACGUUGAUUGAAAAACACGGAAAUCUUGAAAAACUGGUGAACAUUGACCUGACACCCAAAAAAGAUGCUGUUGUGAAAUUAGUAUGCGAGGAGAAAGACGUCAACCAAGAGAUAACAAUCUCACUGGAACCAACAAUACUCGAAUUCAUGAAAUGCUUGGAGCCAAAAGUUGGAGUGAAGUACACACGAAUGAAGCUCUUCUUGUUCAGAGGAGACGGCCGAAGUGAGGACUUUACAUCCAGCUCGUAUAACAUGCCGUUACACUAUUUCAAGAUAGAAGAUGACGAUGUAUUCAUGAUUCAGGUACAUGUUGUAAAAGAGAAAGUUUCGGAAUCAUCUUGUAAUUGA
Messenger RNA from Caenorhabditis remanei, 1281 nucleotides. RefSeq lists its product as uncharacterized. The transcript has 8 exons. The record is from RefSeq and is a predicted model, not a curated record. Lineage: Eukaryota; Metazoa; Nematoda; Chromadorea; Rhabditida; Rhabditidae. The coding region runs from base 1 to 1281 and encodes 426 amino acids.